Molecule: messenger RNA, 1136 nt
Organism: Rosa chinensis
Lineage: Eukaryota; Viridiplantae; Streptophyta; Magnoliopsida; Rosales; Rosaceae
Exons: 6
Coding region: 316-1068 (250 amino acids)
Source: RefSeq, a predicted model, not a curated record
CGGCAUCAUGGUUGGAGCUGAAUCUAGGGCUUCUAAUGAAUAUGAAAAGCUUCUACAUCCGCUUAGAAUUAUAGACAACAGAACCAAAAUGGCCGAAAUAUCUUCCAACAUAAUUUACGUAUAUCAAGGGGUAGAGGCUCAUUGUACACAAUUGAACUUGUAUAUAAGUAGAAAGUUUCCGGACAUGGUAAGGGCACCUAUUACGUACCACGCUCUCAGUUUUACUUGAAUUUGGAUAAAGAAAUAGACUAACCAGUUGUUUGACAGGAUGAAUAUCGUGGCAAUACACCUAGAGUUUCAUGUGUAGUAGAAACGAUGUAUGAGUAUCUGAAUAGUCUGGAUGACAAGGAUAUAGUAUGUGGAGCUAUCAUCGUUGGAUGGGAUGCUAAUUCGGGUCCUGAAUUUCAUCGCGUUUUUAUAAAAAACAAAAAGGUUGUGAAACAAAGAGGUUCUAUGCCUUUAGCGCUAGGAAGUGGUCAAGGUCAUGCUCUUCGUAUGCUUCAAAGUAUCGACUACAAUAUGUCCACUGAUGAUGCUGCUGAUUUGGCGUUUAAAACUUUAUUUAAUGCAACCUACUAUGAUAAGCAUAGUGGUGGAGAACUGAAAGUUUAUCACAUUAAUGAAUCUGGAUGGAAGCAGCUCCCUGUCAUGAAUGCUUUGGAAGCUUACACAAGAUAUUACGACCUUCACAGUCGCUUUGAACGGAAAACGCUUUUCUUGGUUGUGGAUGCCGGGAUCCAACCUAUUUCCGCAAACGACCUUAUAGAACACUUCCAGCCACAUGCAAAUUUACUCGCAUCCCAUCGUGUAGCCCUCUGUAAAUUUGGAGGUGAUUGCUUCUACUUCCACCGCCUUGUGUUCGAGUUUGAAGAUGAAGCAAAAAGGGCAUAUGAAACUACAACUCCUCAUGUUCGAACUACUCCCUCGUACCUAGAACGGUUUCCAGAUCAAGUGGUCUUGGAUAAUAAGAAUCCAAGUGUUACAGUUUAUGUGAAUUGGAGCUCAAGGGGUUUGCUGGAAUUUUUACACGAUGAAUGUCAGUUAUUAUAUAAGAUGGUUGAUAGUUAAUUAGCUGGAAGGUUGUGGUCAUGCCUACAUAGUAGGGAUUCUUAUUAUUUUUAUUUUUUAUUUUUUUU